This is a messenger RNA of Biomphalaria glabrata, 1137 nucleotides long. RefSeq names its product golgin subfamily A member 4-like. The record is from RefSeq and is a predicted model, not a curated record. The transcript is spliced from 7 exons. Bases 185 to 862 code for a protein of 225 amino acids. NCBI's taxonomy places the organism in Eukaryota, Metazoa, Mollusca, Gastropoda, Planorbidae.
CCGGAAAUGAUUGACUAUGGUGUUAAAGUUAAAGCAUGGAACUAUAGGCUAAGUCUACUCACUAGACCUAGUAGUGAUUCAUUUCAGUGCAAAGUUUCUGCAGGAAAUGAAAAAAAUCAGACAUAGGUUUUGUUUACACCAAGAGUUGUUCCAGAGCUAGGAGCUCCGAGGUAUCUUGUUACUGAUGGACGAUGAUUACGCGGAGCAGUUAGAGGAAGAUUUACUUUUGAGCAACAAACAACUGAAAGAAUGCAAACAAAUGGUAAACGAAAAACACAACAUAAUUUUGGAGUUAAGGGAUGAGCUAAACAGCCUCAAACAAGAGCUAAUAGAGAAGGACGAUUUCUUGAACUCUGCCAAAAAAGAGAUCAGGACAUUGAAGCAAACAGGAAAAGAAAUGAUGAAUGAGAUGAAUAAAAUGCAGUCAGCUUUAAAUUGUCAGACUAGUGAGAUUAGUAGCCUAAAGAAAAAGAUGUCCAGCGCGAUAGAUGAAAUUGAAUGUACUAGGGAAGAGAACUCAUCUCUUGAGACAACCCUGGAGAUGGCGCGAGAAAAGAUUAAAUCUUAUGGUGACACUCUUAAGCAGAUGGAGAAUGAGUUAAGAACUUCCCAAAGGAAACUUCAGGAAAGAGAUGAUGAGCUUGAGGAUCUUCGAAGCAAUAUGCGAUGUCUCAAUGAACGGUACCAUAGCUUGCAAGAAAGAGCUACAUUGCAGGAAUCUAAAUUCCAGAGAGAGGUCCGGAGACUGAUUUCUGAAGCCGAUGGCCGAUGUCCCAGUGGAAGUAAAAGCGUAGCUUGCUGUAACAAGAAGACUCGGUGCAACAAAGAUAACGAAAGGUCAACCAAUUUUUGGCAAAAAUAGGAGCUGCAAGUAAUAUCUUAUCUCGGCUGACGGCUCUAGACAUGUAGCACCUGUCUCUCAUUCAUCAGCUGUCUAUACAUCCUUUGGCUAGCCUAGUAGCGCCAUCGAUUAUUAUAAUAUAUAUAUAUAUAUAAAUCUGUAUAACAAGCCAUAGGUGACAAGGAAUCACAAGAAAAUUUAACGUUAAUUAAUCUCUGAAGUUGAUUCAGCUAUUUUUGUUUUACACCCGUAUUAAAAAAAAAAAAAGGAUGCAAUUAAACAGUAUUAUAAAAAGU